Bombus terrestris (buff-tailed bumblebee) is the source of this 11819-nucleotide messenger RNA. It is a transcript of the gene KrT95D, whose product is annotated as phosphofurin acidic cluster sorting protein 2. The transcript has 13 exons. Gene Ontology annotation, biological process: protein localization to plasma membrane. Bases 723 to 3233 code for a protein of 836 amino acids. Lineage: Eukaryota; Metazoa; Arthropoda; Insecta; Hymenoptera; Apidae. The record is from RefSeq and is a predicted model, not a curated record.
GCGAAACUGAAACACCACCUGUAGUUAUAGCGCCGUGAAGCUAUAGUUAGCGAGCUCGCCCCCGAACCGAAGAGGGAAGCUUUCCAUAAAUAAAAAUAACCACCUUGCCGCCUCGCGUGUAGCAAACGGGCUUGUUCCUCCACAAUUGCGCUUCGUUUUCUAUGGUUUUCGCCGUUUGCACAGUCGGCUGUGGCUGACCCACGCGGACCUCGAGAGGCUACCGCGACAUUUAGAGAACCUAGUUCAGUGUUUCGCAGCGUGUUCGAGCGUCGUUUCUCUAAUUCUCAGCAACGAGAAUCGGAAAAGCGUUUAGGAAAAGGUGUGUUGUGUGAUGGACUUGGGACAGUGUGAGAUCGAACUCGACGAGUUUGCAGGUGGAAUUGUUUUUAUUAGAAAUUUAGUCAAUUGAGUGUAAGAUUGAUAUUCUGUUGUUUUUGUUUAUUUUUUGGGGGGUUGGGUUAAGCAGAAAGAGAGACCAAAGGUGUCGUGUUGAAUUUCUUAUUGGAAGGUGAUUUCUCUAUUUUGCCGGUUUAGUUUUCACGGGUUUUAUUAGCCCUCGGUUGCCACGCUCGCUUCACCGGGUCAAUCUGAUCCACUGUUCGAUUUCCAAACAGCUGCUGUUGAAAGGAUAGCGGCGAUAUCGGAUCAAAGGAAAUUUGAGAAUACGGAGGAAGAAAGUAACGUUGUUUCCGAGAAAGAAAGGGAAAUAUUUGAAACUAAUUAUGGAAGAAACGAAGAGAUCAAGCGUUCGCAUAAUGCGCGGAAAAGUAGCAAAGAACUGCAAAUGGCUAUGCUCGUUGACCUUGACGAGGCUGGUGAUUUUACGGCCAUUAGGCUCUGAUUUAACGUCGAUUAGCAUCGCGGUGAAGAUGCAGAGCUCGAAGAGGACGUUGCGCUCCAACGAGAUGGCCAUCCCAACCGGUGGCAUGCUGGACACCGAGCUAGAACUGCAAUUCGCGCUUCAGUAUCCGCAUUUCCUCAAGAGGGACGGCAACAAGCUGCUGAUACAACUGCAGAGGAGAAAACGCUAUAAAAAUCGCACGAUGCUCGGGUACAAGACGCUAGCCGAGGGAGUUAUCAAUAUGGCUCAGGUUCUCCAGAAGCAGAUGGACCUGGAGCUGGAGCUAGUGUCUGACAAGGCGGAGAAGUACGGUGGCCACUCGGUUGUGUUAGCCCGCGUGAGCGUGGUCGCGCUCAGCUCCCAGCCGGUCGACCAGGACAAAAGACUGAUGAACGACCCGAGCGAGAGGCUCUGCCCCGAGUAUAGCGACGAGGAGGAGGAGUUCAGCUCAGAGGGCGAAGCGGAAGGCAGCGACAGCGAGCCAACUCUUGAGAUGGGACACAGACGAAAGACCCGGGCGAAGAUUCCGCCCAACGCCAGGCAAAGAAAUCUAAAGCAGAAAUUCAUAGCACUGCUGAAAAGACGGUUCAGGGUAUCCGAGGACCUCGAUCAAGAUCAAGAGGAGAUCGGGCAAAAGCUGUCAGACUCGUUAACUGGAUUUGUUAAAGGGGCAGAAAUGGAAAUCGAGGAAUUGUUCGACGAACUGGAAAAUUUUUCAGACAGUGGCCCCGAAUUGGACACGAUGUCCGUGAGUAGUACGCCCAAGCCGUCCCUGCGCCCUUUCUUCAGCUCUAGUCGAUCUCUUCUCGCGCCACCUCACUCCGUAGUAACCAACGAGGAGACCGGAAACACUGCUGCGACAGCCAUAGGUCAGCAGAGCGCAGGUCAGCCAGCUAAAGAGAAACAGCGUGUCGGACACACCACUCCAGAACGUGGCGUGGAUAGGCAAAGUGACGAUAGUUCCCGAAGAGCGGACAGCGACUCGCACCCGGAGAAUUGGACGGAUCACGAGGCGAACGAUCCGCCGAAUUACGUGACGGGAUCGCCGCCCAAAUCGGAACAGCACAACAAGGCCGAGAACACCGACAAACGGAGCAGGCUUUUUACUCGCGACAGAGGCGUGCCGGCCACCAAUAAGUCCAAAAAGCAUAGCCUCAGUGUGGACCUGAAGCCUCCUGCCGACUUGAAUAGCUCGGAGCCGAGGAAAGCGUUGGUCGAGCAAUUAAGCCGGGUCUUACCGGAUGACAGUUUGCCGGACGCUGUGUCGUUGGUAUCGCUGGCUGAUCCUGGCGCGGCUGUGUUGGCCACGAGACUUCAAGAGAGGAACCACAGGGUCCUGACGACCGCCUCUCCGGCGGAUAUUCGUGCCACGUUCACGUGCUUGGUCACGCGAAUACAGAAAUUUUGUAACAGCUCCGCUAAGCCGCCGGCACCGAUCAAAGUAGUGAUUGCCGGUGGUGACGGUUUCGUGAAUGCAGUGCUCCGCCACUACGUGGAUCAGCUAAGUUUUCGACCGCAGAAUUAUCUCAAGUUCUUCGUUGUGCCUCUGGGCUCCAAUACGUUGUCCAAAUACCUCGGCUCCAUAGACGCCAAGUACUCGAUGUUGUUCGGUGACGAGUGGAAAGAAUUGUUGGAAAGGGAGGGCGGUGGCGCGAGCGAGGGUGCGGCCAGAGUUUCCGAGUAUUUGGCUUCGGCUGGUACAACCUUGCUACUGCCGAUUGCGGAAGCCAUGGUUACCUACAGAGAAACAGACGACAGCAGCCAAAUCUUCAUCCCAUUCAUAAACGACGUCCGCGUGGGCUGUCCGGAUAGCAGCUCCUCCGCGUCGGUUGACCUCGAAGAGAGCAACGUGACCAUGUCUGGCUCUCCACCUUCUCUCCCACCCCCUGCAUUACCUGUUCCACUUCCUGGUAGGUUAACGCCACCAAGCAGCCCGAACGUCGGUCAACCAACGAGGGAAGGCUGGGAACCGGUCGAGUUACAACUCGAUUAUUGGAGCAAGCAAACACAGGGUGAAAAAGGCAAGAACACAUUGAGACAGGCGUUUAGGGCGUUACACGUUCAGAGACUUCCGUCUCUGGGUGAAACUCCUGGCCUCUAUUUGUCCAUGAAUUACACCACAAAGGAGAAGAAACAAAAAAUAAUGAGACUGGGUAAGAAGAAAGAGAAAGAGAAAGAAAACGAGCCAAAGAGUCAAACGGUGGAAGGUGUGACACGACUUAUAUGCUCUGCGAAGACUCACAACAUUCCAUUAAGAGUGAGCAUCGACGGUACCGAGUGGUACGGCGUGAAAUUCUUCCAACUGUCGGCGCAGUGGCAGACGCACAUCAAGACGUUCCCGAUAGCGAUGUUGGAGUACAGCCCCCAGCAACAAGCAGCGAACCCCACGUAAACGCUUGCCUCGUUCCCGUCAGCGGCCAGACGUUUCGCCAGAUUUCGUUUGUGUUCAUGGAUAUUGCCAAUUAGAAACAACCGCUUAGCUUAUCGCGCAAAACCCGAAAGCCAUGAAACCCUCGGAACGUCGGAAGAUAGAAAAAAGAAAGGGAAGAAAUAGCGAGACAGAGCGAAAGGUAAUGCGCGAUAGAGGCGCCAGAGUUCGUAAAGUGGACAGUCCGCUGCUUGAAACCGCAGGUCGUUGCAGCUUGUACAGGCUUCUACAGUGUUUGAACGCUGCCUGUUCGUUUAAUUGGCCCACGGUGUUGCAUUACGCUCGGGUCGUUCGUUCGAUUACGUUUCGAGAAGCGGAAAGCAAGCUUGGAGACUGUGCGAUCUGUUAACGUUUUUGCUGCCAACUGUCCGAAGGCAAGGAGAAGCCAGAAACACAGAGAAAGAAAGAGACGCGUCUCUUCAUCGCGCGUGCGACCAAUUCGCCAAGAGUAGGCGCGUAACUGAGACGUAUCGAAGAUCGGUAGACGCAUAACGUCAACAAACAUAUCGUACUGCGAUUAAUAUAAGAUAACGACGAUGACGAUGGAUCUCGUUGGUUACGCGAAUGCCAUACAGCGAGGGAACGUGCGGUUACAUCCACACGGAAGCGAAUUGCACGAAUAGGAUAUUCGAUUUUCCUGUCGGAAGCGGCACAUGCGAUGGAUUACGAAGAAUCGUUCGGGAACCGGGUUCAGCAAUCCACCCCCACUCCUUUUCCUGCAUCCCCACUCCCUAGCCGUCGACGCGUGUACAUAUAGACAUUUUUUUAAGGACGAGCAUAGGAAAAAUCGAUCGGUUUCGCCUGCGAGUCGAACUGAUACACGUAUUUGCUAAGAUAGUUCUUCGUCUAAAUCGCGAGGUAGCGAAGCAAAGGUUAGCGUUAAAUUAUGUAUUUAUUUAAUUAACGUGUAUUCUAUAUACGUAUACAUAGGUAAAUAUAUAUGUGUGUGUGUGUGUAUACACACAUGUGUAUAUAUAUAUACGAUCGCAUAUAGCAAUGGAGCAUACAGCGACGUUAUCGAAAGAAGUCUGUGAUACAGGCAAAACAUUUCUCUUAGCGCACAAACCUGUUGUUUAGGAGAAGACGAUGUAGUUUCGCGAAUUUUCGGGAAGUUUUCCCCGGGGAGAGAGAGAGAAGAUAGACGAAAGGUAAGAGAAAGGAAGAGAAGAAUAAUAAGACGAUGAAUACAAUUAGGACGAUUACGAAUUAGCUCAUUAGUUAUUAUAUACGUUAUACUCCUUUUCUCGUUUAAGAUUUCGACAUAUUUUUUGUAUUCCAUUUUAUAGACUUUUAGCCGCAGGCUGCUGUAGUUUAAAUACUCUAUUUUCAGAUUUGAUUAUUUGAUACUUGAUUCCUGCUAGAUGACCUUCUCACCCUUCGACUUCGAUGUAACGUAUAGAGUAUACUCAUCCGCGUAUUAUUGUUUAGCCGGUAGAAAUAAAAGAACAAAAAGAAAAAAAGAAAGAGAGGGCGAGAGUGAGCAAGACUUAAUAGACGUAAAUUCGUUGGAAAGGCGUAGACGAGGGUAUUAGGGAACAAAGAAAAAGGAAAAAAAGAAGAUAUCGAAUGACUGCGUUCUCCUCAUACCAUCGAUCGAUAAUGAAAUUAUCGCGGUGAAAAGACAGAAUCGAAACGCGCUCGCGCGUUUUCUUUCUCCUUUCUAAUUACAUUUAUUGAUUAUUGAAUUUCACUUCAAAUCGCCGUUCAAAAUCAACCGUCUGUCACGCGUUGCAAGUCAAGUCCUUAAGUCCCUCUUGUCCCUCAGAAGAAGAAAAAGAAGAAAGAAAUAGAGUCAUAUCACGACGGAACGAUAAAGACUAACGUUUAAUACUGUGGAUAAUAGAAGAAAAGAAGAAACGAGAUGAAUACACAUGUAGCAUAAUUUGCACGAGAAGAAAACGAACACCGUUCGAACGAUAGCUGCGUGCAGCAGUCACGUACUUUCCGAUUUCUUCGUUUUUGGGAUGUAGCUUCGGAUAAGCAAGAGAAUAGACGAGAAAGAAAAAGGGGGAAAAAUUAGAAGGAACGACGCAGCAGCUUACUGCUCGGUGUCUCCAGCGACAUAUAUGUCGUGCUGACUGCCUAAUGCCAAAUCGAAAAAGAAGAAGAGAGAGAGAGACACGAGCAGAAAUAAAGAGAAGAAAAAAAAUGGAUCGUCCAUUCGAUCAUUCGUUAAAUUCAGAGAAAAUACAUUUGGAACGCGAGCAUUCUAUCACUGUGCGUAAAACAGCGAAGAGGAAAUCGAUAUUAACGUCCUAUGGUACAUUGGCGAAUUUACGUUCGCCGGUGUAAAAUUACAGGCAGAAUCUUUACCCUGUGCCGGUACAUGUACACGUACACACACUCGCACACGAACACACGCAUACCAUACGAUAGUACGUACUCUGUGUCCCGCCCCCCUGUUCUCUGCUAGUCUGCAAUUAGUUUGUAACGAGUAUCGAACUGUGCAAAUCGUAGUCCUACAUUUCACAUCCUUAAGCGGCUGAAAGCAAUAACCCGUUUUCUGCGAACUACCCCGCGAGAUACGUAGUUGAUUUGAAUAGCAGCUCGAGGCAAUGUCGAGUUAUUGUCGAGCGACGCGUGUGUACGUGGCAACGUUCUGCUUCUCGACGCACGAUGGCCUUCUGCGAGGCUGUGCUAAGAGAAAAAAAGAUAGAAGAUGAUCGGAGCGAUAAGAGCGAUCGGAUAUUCAAAUUCGAGAGAAUCGUGGAUGAGAUCGGAUCUUCUGAUUAAUUGCCAAUUUCUGUCUUGAAAUUUUUUUAUCAUUCUAUUUUAUGUAUAUAUAUAUGUGUGUGUAAAUUUUAAUUCAUUUAAAAAAAUUCAGUUGCGAGAUCCCGCAAAAGAAAAGACGUUUUAUUCGCGCGAUCCUUUCUUACGAGAGCGACACGACUUAGAGGAAACGCAUUGAUGCACGGCUUGUCCUUUAAGGUCCUCUCAUAACGAUAAGCUCGAGAUGAACACGACGUUCGUUCGUAUUUUAAAAGUAUUGAUAUAUUUUUCUUACUAUCGCUGGAUUUAACAAAGUAAUAUUUUAUCGUAUCGAAGUAGACUUGUUGGCAGUUUUCGAAGAGCCGGUCGGUCGGUUUGACUUGCGUUAGUUUAGUGAAAAAGGUGCGAGGGGAAGAAAGGCCGCGGUAGACCAAUCAACGUUUGCACGCCACCGUCGGGAAAGACUUUCAAACCCGUGUCAGUUUUCAGUGGCGAGCGCACAUUAUCGCGAGAAAUAAGAGCGCGGUUGAACGCGACAAGUCUAAAGUCUAAAGGAAAGAAACUAUGCCAGCAGGCCACGCCAACGAUGAAAAGCCAACAAAGAGACGUUGCUACGUGCACACGUACACGCGAUAUUAACUGCCUCGUUGUCAGCUUCAUUGAACGUAUGCUGAAUCGUUUUUCAGCGAUCGAACCUGCCAUACGAUGUACAUAUAUAUAUUUCUAUAAGUACAUAUGCAUAUAAAUAUAUGUAUAUACAUAUGUAUAAAUACUAUGUGUGUGUGUAUAUAUAUAGGGUGACCCAUGAUUUUUCAGCAGCAUAUUCUACGAAUAAAAAUAAGAAGAAGUUUGAUAGGAAUGUAGACUCGUAAGCACUUGAGGAAGAAAUUCAGCAAAAAAAGUACGAAAUAACGCGAGAUUAAUUUUUCAUUCGACACAAUGCCCGCCGAUGACUAUGCGUACUCGUUUACGAACGAUUGAUACUAAGCGUACGACGAGAAUGUUGUCAACAAUGGAUCACGAAGCUUUCCAUAGGUCCACAUUUGUAUAAAAUUGAUUAUUUUUACUCGAAGAAUAUGCUCGCGUCGUUUGAACGAAAAAACCUGAGACACCCUGUACAUAUAUACUCGCACAGUUUGAACGAGGCGUUCAAGAACGUCGUUCCGCAGUUUUGCACGAUGGCGUUUUGCUUUUCUGUCAGAAGGCGCGUUCAACGAUGUCUCUUAUCAGUGUAAUUUCGACGGAACACCAAAAAAGAAAAAGAAAAAAAUGAUGGAAAAGUUUCAAAGCCAAUAAAUUUGUUGCGACGAACAGCGACCGGCUGAAUGCAAGUUCAAUCGUGACACGUCGUAGGAGACGACGCGCAGUGGUCGAGAAUCCGAAUAAAUUAAACGGACGAAGAAGCAUACUUCCGGCCACACCGGAAACCUGGCUGUAAAUUGUACAACGCAAAGACUAAAACGUUUAUGUUCGUGCAUACCGUUCCGUAGCUGGUGGAAGGGACAUAGCGAAGUCACAGAAUCGGCCGUGCAUUACGCUGUGUACGUUACAAGAAUCGGAACAACAGUCGUUCAAUGCGUCGUUGACUGUCUCCGUGCGAAAACUAACCUUUCAACGUACAAGCUUCCCUUUCAUUCCCGCAUCGUCGAUAUAGGCAAUAGUGAAAUUUUAUGCGUCAGUAUAAAAAAUGUAUUUUUCAAUAUAAACUACCAUAGCUUGAAUCAAUAAAUAUCGCUGGUUAAAAUUGCGAAACUGUAAAAUUGUGAAAUUGUAAAAUUGCGAAACUAUAAAAGAUCGUGUCUUCGACAGAUUAACAGGCGCCACUGGCUAUUUCCAUAAUCGAAGAGUGCCUGUAGAAAACGCUAUAAGUGCCACGAUUGGAAGAUUUUGUUUUGACCAUGUUCUACAUACCCACGAAGAUACUGUUGUAUUAUUAUUAGCAUCGAGUAUUACUUAACGUCUGAUCCAAGUGCAAUUUCCCAUUCCAAAUAGUUUUUAAUAAUAGCAGAAAAUAGUGUGAAAUCGCCUCUAUAUAGAGAAAUAUAAGUGCCAAUAAAAAUUAGUUAAUUGCUGCUUGGCUUUUGUCUAUGCCAUUUAUCAGAAUUAACCAAAUGUUGAGUUCUUCUUGCAGCUGAGAGACGACGCGUACAGGCUUUUCUACGAACACGGUUUUCUUUCUCGUAAACUUGAACUAUUGUUGGCAACUUAGUGAUUGUGGAUUUUGUCAUAGAUGGUAAUGACAAAAUCCGCAAUCACUUAGUUGCCAACCCAAUACAUGAAUGCGUAGGUUCCUGUUUCCUUCCUCGAGAGCUUGUUCCUUGGCACCUACAGCUUUUCCUACGAGCACUCUGCAAUCGCUAAAUGACACCCAGCAAUCUUAUCCAAGUUACUUCUGUAAUACGAUUACUAAACUUUCUGUAACUGGAAUUAGAUUGAAAUUCGGAAAAGAAUAAAAAUUGUAGACCAGCGAUAGAUAGACGUUUUGUUAUCACACAACGCGACAAAGCGACGGUACAAUAAUGCAGUGCAAUAGUACGAUGAUAUGACGUGAGAUGGAGGCAUCAGGAUGAUCAUAUGGCAUAGAUGUACAAUUUGAAGCUCUAUAACGUUAUAGAGGAUUGAUCUGCGAUCUCGUUAUAUCGUUUCCACCAACUGUCGUACACGCAUACCUACGCAUAUUUAUGUCUUACGAACGUAUUCAGUGUUGAAGCAGAAACGAGUUCUUUUAAUCCACAGCGUAUAAAGGACUUCGCGUGUCUCUUAAUGUUCCUCGAUCUCUUCUCCUCCUAUUUUACCUUACUUCCUUUUGCUUUUAUCGUUGGUUCGCCAAUAAACGCUUGCGUCUUCUUUCUUCUUCUUUUUUAAUUUCGACUCGUCCAAGUUGUGCAAUUAAUAAAUAAGCUUCGUAAUACGAGAUUUUAGCGUCUUUAGAGACGUGCGACGAUACACCCGUGACACGUGCUCACGGUCUUUGUUUUCCUUCCCCUUCCAUUCCUCUCGUCGCACUCGUAGCUAAACUGAAUGGAUUUAUGAAAAAUUGAAACGUAGAAAAAUAUACGAAACGCGAGAACCUAUGAAACAUUCAAAACAAACUGUCUGCGACAGAGGAUGAAAACGCUUGUUUGCUUGUCCUGUUUCCUUGACGCACGCGAACGUUGAAAUUCAGUCGUCAGAUACCAGUCGUCCGCGGUCCACAACAGCAUCGUAAGAUUCGUCGAAGAAUUCGUUCCCUUGAAGGCUGCUACGAGCAGCGAUCGCUGCGAACUUCGACUCUCGAAGCUCUCGAUUCUAGUCAAAACGCAAGAUUCUUCUCGAACGAGACAAUCGGUACCGUCGUCGCACGAAUUCGCGAUGUGGCGAUCGAUCCGCGUAACGAGCGUCACCAUUCGGUUUCGAAUUUUCCAACGCGUUUCCCGCGAGCCUCGCGAAACGCAGCAGAAAAGAAUGGAUCGAUAAGCUAUGUCAGACGAUUGAGCGCGAGGAUGCGAUCGUUAUGGACCGCAAGGGCCGUGAGCACGUACGCCUGGGCCGCAAUACUCUGCGAAAACGUUUGCUACGAUACGAUUAUUGUUUUCGUCGGCGUAUAGUAAGUUUCGACACGUGUGGGCAGCCAGGCCCAAGCUCAAAGCUUACAAUAAUUAAACGAAAAAAAAGAGGUAAUUAAUAUAUAUAAACAUAUAUAUAUAUAUACACAUAUAUCUAUAUAUAUAUGUCUGUAUAAAUAUAUACGUGGAGCGUGUGUUUUUCAGUACCAGAGCGCAGCGAUCGGAAAGAAAAAGAAGCGAAGUAGGAAAAUAAUUAAAAAGAAUUAAGCGAAAAAAAAAUGGAUCGGUCAGAGAUACUGCGCUUGACUUUCACGGGCGUUCUUAGACGUCUUUAUUGCGCUUACGGCGGCCGAUGUCUAAACUGUACAUGUACAUAUGAUUAACUUGUUAUCAAUAAUAUCAGAGAGUUCAAUUAAAAGGGCUGUAAAACGCGUGUGCCGGCUUCCCACGCGGGAAACUGGCAGCAACGAAAUUGAUAGAGGGCGGACAAAGAAAGAAGAUGGAGGGGGCAACAUGGCCUCCGCGUGUAUCUUCACGAGCAAAGUCACGUUCUUUCGCACUGAUUUUACAGUUUUCCUCCUCUUCGAGAAUUAAUCCGGCGAGUCGCACGACGAAGCUAUGGAAGAAAAAAACCGUUCCACGAAUUCUACGCGAACAAUUAGACUGACAAAGAUAAGAAAGAUUAGAAGAGGAAUUACGUGGUAGUUUGUUGAUAUUUGAUACGCGUGUCGACUGUUUCCAGGUAUCUCGCUCUACACGUUUGCGCGUUUCUUCUGUUUCACGCUUUUUCUCCAAACGUCAGAUGUACAGAAUUUUAUUACGCACGCAAUAUAUACAUAUAUAUAUAUCGUAGACAUGUUUUAAACAUAUUAAUUGUACGGAUCUCGUUACGGACCUGGCAAUAAACUUCGUUCGCGACUGAAACGAAUAAUUCCGCCCAAGUUUCUAAAAUACAAAGAACGCGCGAACGUUCGUGCUGUUUCUCUUGAACCCUUUUAUUCCCAAACUAGAAACUACGUUAACUAUAAUUGUAUUAGUCGAAAAAUUAUAUUGACCGUUAAAUUAUUCAACGUAAGCGAUUUACGGAAAUAUUUCGCGAACGAAAUUGCACGAGGAUAGAGGAUAAAGCUCUUCGUAAUUUUUCCCGAAUUGCUCAUGAAAUGAGAUUACUGCGGAAGCGAGAGAGUCAAAGGCGUGCUUUUUUCAUAAAACUCGCUCGACCAACGAACUGCGAGUAAACACUGUAUAAUUACCGAGAUCCUUUUGUUAAUUGCUCUAAAACGGGGUUAAAAAGAAAGAAAAGAUAUUACAAUGAUCGAGGAAAAUUUUGAAGGACUCGAAGAAUUCGUUUCUUUUCUUUGUUCAAGUUGAACGUGAAUACACACGCGUAGAUCGGGUAAAGCAAAACAAAGGAGGAAAGAAAGAAAAUGAGAGAAAGCAGUGAAAGAAAAUAAAUUUCUAAUAAGUGAACGCUAGCCUUCUUUUUAAUUCAACUCCCCUAUUGUUGAUAUAAUGAACAUGAAAUACCUAUAUGUGAUAUAUAUUAUUAUAAACAUAAUAUUCGGAUACAGGAUAUCAUUGUUAUUAAUCUAUAGAAUAAUUAGAGACGGCUUGUGUCCUGGGCGUAACACGUGGUCGUUUUAUACUGUGAACGCUGUGUAAUCGUUGUACAGAAUAUUCUCUCUGUUUUUCUUUUUUUUUCUUUUCCUUUUUUUCUUUUUUUUUUUAAUAUAUUACAUGUACAUAUGUAUACAUAUAUGUAUACACAGUAUAGUACCGUAUGUAUAUGUAUACAUACAUCUAUGCAGAGUACAAUAUAAAACGGCAAAAUAGAUUGUAGCUUCGUUUUAUAGAGAAAUAUACAUAUAAUUAUUCGUCUAGUGGCAUCCGCGUGAAAUAUAUUUAUGUAUAUGGUUUGACUUUCGACGCUCUCCCACGAUAGAAGAUUCAAUAAAAGAAGCGUGUGAGGAUCGUUGUUCCAGCGACGAAACUGUAAUCGCAUUCUCGUCGCGUGCGAGUCGUCUGGCGUGAUCUUUUGUAUUUACAAAAGACGAGAAAGAGGGAGGACAUUGAUCGAUGAUUCCCAGUCGCAUCUCAGGACACAAGUAGAUAUAUAAUGUAAUUAGAAAAUAGUGGACAAAAAAUAAACUUGUGGUAAUAACUCUGUAUGCUUAGAGAAGGAAAAAGAAACCGAAAACAACAAUAAGGAAAAGUUACAAUUUUAAAAGGAUAAAAGUGGAAAAAAAAAACUAUGUUGUUGAUGUUUGUAAGCUUGAAAUAUAAAUGUAACGCAGUU